AUGCCACCGGUCGCUGCAGCAGUGGGGCCGUCCCCUUGGUCAGCCCCGCCCUUACCCGUUGCUGGCUCCUUCACGUACCCUCCGGGAACUUCUGCUGCCUACCGCGUCGUCCGCCCGCUCUCCCCGAUCUCUCCUUCGUGCCUCCCUCCUCCUCCCUUCUCCGCUCCUCCGAACAGUCUCUCUCAUGAACCUUCCGCAGCGUUGACUCGACUCCAUCACCUGGACAGCUUCCCUUCGUGUCCCAGUGGCGGUGGGGGGACCACAGUACAUGCUCCUACUGGAACUGACUUCUUCGAUGCAGCCCUUCCUGCUCAGCAGAGGCGCCCCAGACGUUUUCUGUGCACCUGCCCCAACUGUGCCAGUGGCGCCAACUUCAAGGCCACUAAGAAACAGCACGUGUGCCACUAUCCCAACUGCUCCAAGGUGUACAGAAAGACGACCACCCUUCGCGCACACAUUCUUGUGCACACGGGUGAGCGACCAUAUAUCUGUCACUGGCUCGACUGCGGGAAGGGGUUCACUGUCAACAACCAAUUACGGCGACACCUCAAGAUACACACAGGGGAGAAGACGUUUGUGUGCGUCGAGUGCGGGAAGGGGUUCAUGCGCAGCGACCACCUCAACAAGCACACCAAAACCCACCAGCAGAGGCGCCCCAGUCGUUGUUGGUGCACCUGCCCCAACUGUGCCAGUGGCGCCAACUCCAAGGCCACUAACCCGGACGGCUCUCCAAGAAAGAAACAGCACGUGUGCCACUAUCCCAACUGCUCCAAGGUGUACGGAAGGUCGUCCCACCUUCGCGCACACUACCGCUGCCACACGGGUGAGCGGCCGUAUAUCUGUAUCUGGCUCGGCUGUUGGAAGCGGUUCAAUCGCUCGGACGUAAUACAGCGACACUUCAGGACACACAUGGGGGAGAAGACGUUUGUGUGCGUUGAGUGCGGGAAGGGGUUCAUGCGCAGCGACCACCUCAACAAGCACACCAAAACCCACCAGAUGCUGCGAGAGAAGGAGGCAAAUAGUGGCAGCACUGCAGGAGGGGGAACCAAAUGCCCAGACAGUCUCCCACCACUGGACUGUGAGCAGCAACCCGAGUUUAACACCUCCGAUGCUGACUCUACCAACUUGUGUGCUUUUCCGCUCGAGGACGAUUUCUUCAGCGACGUCCCAUUCAACUGA
This is a messenger RNA of Geodia barretti, 1179 nucleotides long. Lineage: Eukaryota; Metazoa; Porifera; Demospongiae; Tetractinellida; Geodiidae. The record is from the annotation of a GenBank genome assembly.